UUUUGCGAUAUAUCGCAGGAUGUUAAAAAAAAGUCCGAUCAUAUGAUGCGCGAAUGUUUGCCAUUCGUGUCUGAUCAUCUGUAAUCUCAAAAGCUCUUUCCUUUGCGAUAAUGGCGAGUCAGACGCAAGGAAUUCAACAGCUUUUAGCUGCAGAAAAAAGGGCUGCUGAAAAAGUAGCAGAAGCCAGGAAAAGGAAAGCUCGCAGAUUGAAGCAGGCAAAGGAAGAAGCGCACGAUGAAAUCGAGAAGUACAAACAAGAAAGAGAAAAACAGUUUAAGGAAUUUCAGGCGAAGCACAUGGGCACGACGGAGGAUGUGGCGGCCCGCAUCGAGGCGGACACCAAGGUGAAGAUCGACGAGAUGAACAAGCAGGUGUCUCAUCACAAGGAGCAGGUGAUCGAGAAGGUACUGGAGCUGGUGUACGACAUCAAGCCAGAGCUGCACAAGAACUACCAGGCGUCCAAGCACUAGGCGCCACCAGCGUCUCCCGCUUUAGUUCACAAAGACUCUGUAGAUAGGUGUGUGUGUAUAUAAGUCGUCUGUACCAUACUGCAACAGCAUUACAGACUCUUCGUAACUAACCUGGUGGUGAUUUUACUGUUAUCUGCCAUUGCUCUCUCUGGUAUUCUCACACCCUUUACCUUCAAGGUGUUCCCACAGAGAGUUUUUUUUAGCAACGCGUGUUCGGGAAAGAGUACGAAGAAUGAAUAAUUCUUUACUAACAAUGCUUGCCACGAAUGCCCUUUCACCCCUCUGCUGGAUGUUGAAAAACUUUAAGUCACCCUUGAUUGCCUCCCGAUUUUUCUUGGGUUAAUUAAGUUCUCUUGAAUCAUUCCAUUUUUGUCCUAAGGUUGUGUUACGUGAAUCAUUGUUAGUGAAUGUGUUCUGUGCAUUGUACAGUAUUAGAAGAAUAAAUUAAUUAUUUACUUA
Messenger RNA from Bacillus rossius redtenbacheri, 929 nucleotides. It is a transcript of the gene Vha13, whose product is annotated as V-type proton ATPase subunit G. The coding region runs from base 111 to 470 and encodes 119 amino acids. The transcript is spliced from 4 exons. The record is from RefSeq and is a predicted model, not a curated record. Lineage: Eukaryota; Metazoa; Arthropoda; Insecta; Phasmatodea; Bacillidae. Gene Ontology annotation, molecular function: proton-transporting ATPase activity, rotational mechanism. Gene Ontology annotation, biological process: proton transmembrane transport. Gene Ontology annotation, cellular component: vacuolar proton-transporting V-type ATPase complex.